ACAUACCCUCUACCCAAUCCAGGAACAUAGCCCAAUGGAGCGGGCAUGUUCAUGAAUUCCCGACGUUUCUUGUUGACGAGUGCACCGGGCGCUGCCAUCUUGAACAGAUAUCGACUCGAUUUUAAACCGGUACGGUACUUGAUGACACGUACGGUACCGCCCGGAUAUGGAGCCCGUAUAUCGGUUCACGUAUCCGGUUCGGUUAGUUAUAGUCCACGAAUUGUUUCUGAGACGAGACUGAGUCGUCAGUCGAAGAUAAAUCAAAUUCUCUACUUGAUCUAGUACUAAAGGCCCAGGGUAAAGUGUGAAUUCAGCAAUGUCUAGACAGGUAUUUGUAGCAUUGAGGUAUGGUUCCAUGCCCAUACUGGGGCUAGGCCUCCUUCAAGUCAGAGCUGGUGAAAGUCCAGGUGAGGACAUGGCCCUAACAACCUUGGUAAAGCCUAAAGAUCUUCCAGUAUACAGUGAACCCAAGCAGACCGAAUACCAGCUGAUACCUGAAGGACCUAGUGCUUUGAGGGACAUGGUGGGCUCAGUAAGGGAACAGAUAUGGAGGUUCUCAGACACUUUUCACGGAGCCAUCGGUUUUACUCAAAGAACAUACAAAACAGCAGAGGAGACAUCGAAAAGUGUGAUACAAUUCAUCAAAACAGAGGAAGGAUUCUACCCUAGGGCGGGGGUCAUCUCCAUUGCUGGCCUUGCCGGUCUUGUCUUGGCAAGGAAAGGUGGAUUCAUCAGGAAGGUUGUAUAUUCUGGUGGUUUGAUGACAGCUACUGCUUCACUGUGUUACCCAUACCAAGCAGUUAAGAUAGGCAAGGCUGAGAUUGAAUGGGUUAAAACCAAAGCUGCAGACCUCUAUAAAGGAGACACAUCAAGUCCUGCUGUUGAAAAAGUUGCAGCUAAUGAAGUGAAGAAGGAAGAUGAAACGGAGAGCUCUAAUGAAGAAGAAUCUUUGAAGACAGAUGAAAGUACAUCAAAUGCUAGCCUAGAAGACCAUGGACAGUCAAAACCAGAAGAUAAAGACAUGUACACUACCAGAAGCUGAGUGCAUGACCUCUAACCUGAACUUUGAACUCUGAACUUUGUUGGAGUGUGACUCGGAUUUAAUACUGAUGCAUGGCAUAACUUUGCUCUUUUUAAAUUCAUUGUGUGUGGAUAAAGGGAGAUGGAGGCAUCAAUAAUACUGAGACAUGUAAUCCAUGGGACAGGACUCGUGCCCAGUCUAUUCAGGAUGUAAUAUUUCAUUCAUUAUUAUAACUAAAAAUCAUUACUAAAAAUGUUAGAGGUGAAACAUAGGCUGUUGCAACGGUUACUGUCUACUUUUUAAACACACAACACUCAUCAUGGUAACCUAUAGAUCAUCAUGAUUCAAUAUAUUCAAGCUCUCCUGUGCCCUGCUGUGGAAAUCUUGAGUUUGAACAGAACUUGAUAAAGUCAACUGAGACACAUAUUUGAGUUUUUUCUUCUGAUGUAUUUUGGCCCGUGGCCUAUGAAUGAUGUAUCUAAUUCAUACCAAUUAUCACAAAUUGUAUACCUGUAUAGAGUCUUUAUCUUUUUAAAUUGAAAAAAAACAAUAAUUACCAUGUCUGAGAUCACAAGAAAUGGCAACUACUACCUUGGUAACAGGGCUCAGCAGCCAAUCAAAAUCAAGGUUACCAUGGUAGUUGCCAUAAUGGCAAGGCAAAGUUACAACAGUAAUUCUUUAUGAAACAGGCCCCCUGAUCAAACAAGACUAUAAAAAAAGUUAAAGAAAGCUAUCAACAAGCUGCCAUUUCAAUAUUUAAUUGAUGCUGUAACUUGAGCAAUUGUGAUUUAAGAAGCAAUUAUAAGGAAUGGGGCUGAGGUUUUUUGUGUAUAUUCUAUUCUAUAGCUUGCAAAGCAGAACUUUGUUAGCCAAUGAUAAUUUCAAUAAAGAAGCUACAUUGAAA
Lytechinus pictus (painted urchin) is the source of this 1925-nucleotide messenger RNA. RefSeq names its product MICOS complex subunit MIC27-like. Gene Ontology annotation, cellular component: MICOS complex. Gene Ontology annotation, biological process: cristae formation. The coding region runs from base 317 to 1042 and encodes 241 amino acids. The transcript is spliced from 6 exons. Lineage: Eukaryota; Metazoa; Echinodermata; Echinoidea; Temnopleuroida; Toxopneustidae. The record is from RefSeq and is a predicted model, not a curated record.